AUGGAUUCUUUAGCAACUGAAACAAAACCUCCUCCUUUUGAAAAUCAAGAUGGUCCGCCAAUUAGUAAGAGCUAUGAAGAUGAAAGCCGUGAAAAAUCGUCUGUCUAUGAAAUCAGCCAGAAAUUAGAUCGUCAAUUGAAUCAAAGUGAUGAUAGUUAUUCAACCUUACAACUGAAUCAUCAACAAGCUUAUAAAUUACCCAUUGAUCGUGUGGCAUCAUGGUUUGAUCUUGAUAUCUCAAAAGGUUUAACUGAAUCUCAAAUCAAUAAUAAUGCUGCCAAAUAUGGAUUAAAUAAUUUAGGUGCUGAAGAUAAAAUCUCCAUCACCAAGAUUUUAGCUCAUCAAAUCUUUAAUGCCAUGGUUUUAGUAUUAAUCAUUUCGAUGGUUAUUGCUUUAGCUAUUAAAGAUUGGAUUUCAGGUGGUGUGAUUGGAUUUGUCGUGUUUAUUAAUAUCUUUGUUGGUUUCAUUCAAGAAUAUAAAGCUGAAAAAACUAUGGGUUCUUUGAAAUCUUUAAGUUCUCCAACAGCAACGGUUUUAAGAGAUGGUGCUAAAAUCAAUAUCGAUGCUGAACAAGUUGUCCCUGGUGAUAUUGUCUAUAUUAAUGUAGGUGAUACCAUCCCUGCUGAUUUAAGAUUAUUUGAUACCAUGAAUUUAGAAACUGAUGAAGCGUUAUUAACCGGUGAAUCCUUACCAGUGGCCAAAGAUCAUACUCAAAUUUAUGAUCCUUAUGAAGAUAUCUCUGUAGGUGAUCGUUUAAACAUGGCGUUCUCCUCAUCAGUGGUUUCAAAAGGUAGAGGUACUGGUAUAGCAGUUACUACUGGAUUAAGUACUGAAAUUGGUAAAAUUGCUGAUUCAUUAAAAUCAAAUGAUGAUGCUGUUAUUGUUAAAAUUGAUAGAAAAACCAAUCCAAAUCCAUCUUUCCAAGAUCAUGUUAUGGCUGUUUUAAAAUCAAUUUAUAAUAUCAUUAUGAAUGUCUUGGGUACCAAUAUCGGUACCCCUUUACAAAGAAGAUUAUCAUGGUUAGCCAUUAUUCUUUUCUGGGUGGCUGUCUUAUUCGCUAUUGUAGUCAUGGCAUCUCAAAAAAUGAUUGUUAAUAAGAAUGUGGCCAUUUAUGCUAUUUGUGUAGCCUUAUCCAUGAUUCCAUCAUCAUUGAUUGUGGUUUUAACCAUCACUAUGGCUAUUGGAGCUCAAGUUAUGGUUACUAAACAUGUCAUUGUUAGAAAAUUAGAUUCAUUAGAAGCUCUUGGUGGUAUAAAUGAUAUUUGUUCCGAUAAAACUGGUACUUUAACUUUAGGUAAGAUGAUUGCUCGUAAAGUUUGGAUUCCAGCGGUUGGUACUUAUAUCGUUUCAAAUUCAAAUGAACCUUUCAAUCCAACUGUGGGUGAAGUUUCAUUUAAUUCAUUAAGUCCAAAGGAAAUUGAAGAUACUGAUGAUGAAAUUGAUUUUAUUCCCGGUUUACCUGAAGCAUUACCUAAUUUAUUUAAAAAAUGGAUUCAAUGUGCUACUUUAGCCAAUAUCGCUUCUGUAAAACAAGUUCCAUCCACUGAAGAAGGUAAUGAUGAAUUAGAAUGGCAAGCUCAUGGUGAUGCUACCGAAAUUGCCAUUAAUGUGUUCACUUCAAGAUUAGGUUAUCAUCGUGAUGAAAUUAUUGAAACUCAAGAUUUAGAUCAUGUAGCUGAAUUCCCCUUUGAUUCAUCUAUCAAGAGAAUGUCUGCCAUUUAUAAAUCAAAUGAAUCAGGGGUUACUACUACUUAUACCAAAGGUGCUGUCGAAAGAAUCUUACAAAUUUGUAAAUUCUGGUAUCAAAAUGAUAAAAUUGUGGAAUUAACAGAAGAAGAUAAAAUUUUAAUUGAAGCCAAUAUGAAUGCGUUAUCUUCGGAAGGAUUAAGAGUUUUGGCCUUUUCUAAACGUGAUCUUGAUUUAGCUCAUGAAAGUCAUGAAUCUCGUGAACAAGUUGAAACAAACUUGAUCUUUUUAGGUUUGAUUGGUAUUUAUGAUCCUCCAAGACCUGAAACUGCUGGAUCCGUCAAAUUAUGUCAUAAAGCCGGUAUUAACGUUCAUAUGUUAACAGGUGAUCAUCCAGGUACAGCUAGAGCCAUUGCUAAAGAAGUUGGUAUUAUCCCAGCUAAUUUAUAUCAUUAUAGUCAAGAAAUUGUCAGUGUAAUGGUUAUGACUGCUCAUGAUUUUGAUAAAUUAUCUGAUGAUGAAAUUGAUGCUUUGCCAGUGUUACCAUUGGUUAUUGCUAGAUGUGCCCCUCAAACUAAAGUUCGUAUGAUUGAAGCUUUACAUAGAAGAGGUAAAUUCGUGGCUAUGACUGGUGAUGGGGUUAAUGAUUCUCCUUCAUUAAAGAAAGCUGAUGUGGGUAUUGCUAUGGGUCUUAAUGGUUCAGAUGUGGCUAAAGAUGCUUCUGAUAUUGUUUUAACUGAUGAUAAUUUCGCAUCUAUUGUUAAUGCUAUUGAAGAAGGAAGAAGAAUGUCUUCUAAUAUUCAAAAAUUCGUAUUACAAUUAUUAGCUGAAAAUGUAGCUCAAGCCAUUUAUUUAAUGGUUGGGUUAGCAUUCCAAGAUCAAGAUGGAUUUUCUGUGUUCCCAUUAUCACCAGUUGAAGUGUUAUGGAUUAUUGUUGUUACUUCAUGUUUCCCAGCUAUGGGUUUAGGUCAAGAAAAAGCCAGUGAUGAUAUUUUAGAUCUUCCACCAAACAAGACUAUUUUCACAUUUGAAGUGUUGUUAGAUAUGUGUGUUUAUGGAUUAUGGAUGGCUGUUUGUUGUUUAUGUUGUUUUAUUUCUAUCUUGUAUGGAAUGAAAGGUGGUGAAUUAGGUACUGGUUGUAAUGCUGAUAAUGGUCAUGAUUGUCAUGCAGUGUUCCAAGGUAGAUCAGCUGCUUUUGCUGCUUUUACAUGGUGUGCUAUUAUUCUUUCUUGGGAAUGUAUUCAUAUGAGACUUUCAUUCUUUAGAAUGAGACCUGAAUCUGAACUUCCAUGGUAUAAACAAUUAGCCAUUGAUCUUUGGGAUAAUCAAUUUUUAUUCUGGUCUGUUAUUUUUGGUAUGUUAUCUGUUUUCCCUGUCAUUUAUAUUCCUGUCAUUAAUGAUAUUGUGUUCUUACAUGGAUCAAUUGGAUAUGAAUGGGGUUUUUCAGUUGCUUUCACCAUUGCAUUCUUUGCUGGUUGUGAAUUAUGGAAAUGGUUUAAGAGAAUCUAUUUAAGAUCGGUUAGAGCUAAGAAUCCUGAAUAUGAAUUAGAAAGAAAUGAUCCGUUCAAGAAAUAUGCAUCAUUCUCCAAGUCUAAUACUUUUAUGGAAGUUUAGACUUGUUUUUUUUUUAGAAUCCAUUGGAUUCACAUUUAUUAUUAUUUUAUUAUUUUCACUUAUAUAUAUAUACACUUGAGAGUGGUUUUUUAUGGGUUCAAUUCCCAUGUUUAAAUCCUGGUUGGAUUUUUUUCUCCCUUUCGUUGAGUUUAUCAUAGUUUAUUUUUUGAGUUUAUUAUUACUAGGUUCUUUAUAUCAUUUUGUUUUACCUGAUUUUUUAAUAUAACAUCUAUUUAUAUUAUAUAU
This is a messenger RNA of Scheffersomyces coipomensis, 3546 nucleotides long. It is a transcript of the gene ENA21, whose product is annotated as Ena21p. Gene Ontology annotation, biological process: intracellular calcium ion homeostasis; monoatomic ion transmembrane transport; potassium ion transport. NCBI's taxonomy places the organism in Eukaryota, Fungi, Ascomycota, Pichiomycetes, Serinales, Debaryomycetaceae. Gene Ontology annotation, cellular component: plasma membrane. The transcript has 2 exons. The record is from RefSeq and is a predicted model, not a curated record. Bases 1 to 3300 code for a protein of 1099 amino acids. Gene Ontology annotation, molecular function: P-type sodium transporter activity; P-type potassium transmembrane transporter activity; ATP binding.